Ascochyta rabiei is the source of this 1107-nucleotide messenger RNA. RefSeq lists its product as uncharacterized. Bases 1 to 1107 code for a protein of 368 amino acids. Lineage: Eukaryota; Fungi; Ascomycota; Dothideomycetes; Pleosporales; Didymellaceae. The transcript is spliced from 2 exons. The record is from RefSeq and is a predicted model, not a curated record.
AUGCACGAUGUGAUUAUUCGAAGCUUGAAAAAGGCUGGAAUCCCUGAGAUAUCGAAGCCUUUCCAUCACGUCGCCACCUUUCUUCUAAACCCAAGCAAGGGUGUUGAAAAUUCGCAACCUCUUAAUACUAGCGUUGACCUAGGCAUUCCCAACGUUGUCCUUACACCAUCUCAUGGAGUCAGCAAAAGACAGCAGGAAAACACGUAUCAAAAUGAGCGACCGAAGAUACCAAGACUGUCAGCAGUGGAAUUCUCAUACAGAUCUCAAUACAAUCAAUUAGGCGAAGAGCUUGGAGAGGUAAUAUUACCAAAGGGCGCUUCGACUGAAGGGCAGCUUGGGCAAGGUCUAGAGAGCAGGACCAGUGUUUCACAAGUAACAUUGUUGAAAAACUCGACAAAUCCUCAUCUGCAACAGUCUAUCCAAACCGCACUUUAUCAAAGCAAGAACCCGGAACAAGGCGUAGGAAGUACCAAGAGCCCCAGCUCCCAACCAAGCCCAACUUCUGACGCCAGUUGCGUGUUUGGACGAAGUAUCGAAGUGGAUCAAAGACAAACAACAUCAACCAUCGCGCAGGACUCUGAUUCAGUUUUGGGCGGGGGCUCAAAUACAUUUACUGGCUUACCUAUCACUCGGCUACCAUGGGGACCUGUAUACCAAGGAAAGGCAACGGUAGCCCGCUUAGACGACUUGGAGAAGGUUCUAGGACACCGUCUCCUUGAAUACAUGGAAACAAGUGACGUGAGAUGUCGAGAAAACAACAGGGGCGACACUGGCCCUCUCAGGGUCACUUCUGCAGUAUGUCUGUAUUUUCAGGCACAAAGCGAGAAGGAUUUUAUGUUGGAAAUCUCACUGGGUCGCUUGAUUGGGGAAGCUAUCUCGCAGAGUCUGAACUCUGUUGAGUACCUAGAGACGUUGCUGGGCGAAUAUCUUUUCGCGAGUAUGAUGGCUAGCAUGCAGAGGGAGGAAGAAAAAAAGAGAGGAAUGCUUGCAUCUACUAGCGCUGCAAAGGUAACCUUUCCUUCUAGCAACGGAAGUAACGAUGACUUUAAAUUACAGUUGAUGGUCAGCAACAAGCGGGGCCGUGAAAUAUGGAAAAUUGCAUUCUAA